Saprolegnia diclina VS20 is the source of this 4024-nucleotide messenger RNA. RefSeq lists its product as hypothetical. The coding region runs from base 120 to 3872 and encodes 1250 amino acids. Gene Ontology annotation, molecular function: GTPase activator activity; protein binding. Lineage: Eukaryota; Oomycota; Saprolegniomycetes; Saprolegniales; Saprolegniaceae. The transcript has 31 exons. Gene Ontology annotation, cellular component: cytoplasmic vesicle. The record is from RefSeq and is a predicted model, not a curated record. Gene Ontology annotation, biological process: regulation of Rab protein signal transduction.
CAGCGGCGCGCUCCCACGGCUACCGCAAGGGGACUCCGACGAGGCAGCUUGCAGCGACCGCUUGCACGACAAUAUAAGUCGAAACGGGCGGUGGUUUCCGACGCGUCGAGCAGUCGGGGAUGAGCAAGAACGGGCAGCGGGUCGCAGACCUCGUGCGCGGCUCGCCCGAGAACAUGGCCUGCGCCGACUGCGGCGUCACCUUGACGACGGCCUCCGAUGCGACGUGGGCCGCGCUUACCUUUGGCGCGUUCGUGUGUCUCCAGUGCGCUGGCGCCCAUCGGCAGCUCGGUGUCAACAUCUCGCGCGUCAAGUCCGUGCACAUGGACAGCUGGACCGACGACGAAGUCAAGCGAAUGCUUGGCAACCGCGCGGUCAACGCGGUCUACGAGAAGCACCUGCGCCCGGACGCCAAGGCGACGACGCGCCGCGCGCUCCAGUGCAAUGCCAUGAGCCGCGACGACUUUGUGCGCCUCAAGUACGAGGCGCGUACCUUUACGACCGACGCCGGCCGGGCGUUUCAAGGUCCUACGUCCGAGAAGACUGAGCGGCGCGGUGCUACGACCAGCGGCUCGAUCGUCGAAGUGUCCAAGCGCUUUGUCAACUACUUUGUCGUCGUCGGACGCGGCCAGGCCGUCCUCGGCAAGCCGCUGGGCGAGAAUGCGAGCCCGAGCGACGUCCAGUUUGUCCCGACAAUCCUCGACAGCUUCCCGGAUGCGCACGCCGAUGCGCCGUUGCCGAGCCACAUUUCGCAGUUUGCGUUUCCAGAAGGUCUGGCGCUCAGCCCAACCCACAUCACCCCCACGUUCUUUACAUUUGUGUUAACCAACGUGAGCGGUGCCAAGCUUUAUGCAUGCGCACUCAAGUUUGUCGAGGAGCUCUCACCGCUUGAAGUGCUCACCUUGUUUGCGCCGCCGCCCGGCAGCGAAAAGUCCAAGGCGCCCGUCAUUCCAAAGUGGGCGCAAGACCUCUCGUCCGGGUCGGCGUCGACCACGUCCGUCUACUGCCCCAAGUGCCUCUUACUAAUCUCGCACCACCCGCUCUUCUCGAGCUACCGCCUUUUCCUGCAGCAGAUCUAUCGACUCUCGCUCUCGACGGCGCCGAUGCCAAUCGAGCGCUACAUUGCCAACUUUGUGAGCGAGGUGCCCAUGCCACCGCGGGGCCGCAUUCAGGUCCAGCUCACGCUGCCCGAGCGCACGAUCUACAUUGCCCGGCCGCCAAAAAACCAACUGCCGCUCGCCGACUUUUCUCUUCGGUCGCUCUUCCAAGUGCUCGAUAUGAACAACGUGUUGACGGUCGUGGCGUGUCUCUUGCUCGAGCAAAAAGUGGCGCUCUGCUCCAAGCACCUUGCGCUACUGACGCCGAUCGCCGAGACCCUUUUGACGCUGCUCUUCCCGCUGGCGUGGCAAGGCGCGUACAUCCCCGUGCUCCCGUCGUCGCUCCUCGACGUGAUUGACGCGCCCGUGCCGUUCCUUGUCGGCGUGCACUCCAAGUACCUCGCGACAGCCAGUCGCUCGACCGACGUCUUUUUCAUCGACUUGGACCACAAUCGGAUCAUUCCGCCGCGCAAUGAAGACGGCAUUGAAACUGUGCUGCCCAAGAUGCCGGAGCGUGCUGCAACAAAACUCAAAGUCAAACUCCAAAACUGCGCCAACGUGUUUGAUCCAUUUGCACCCGAGAUUGCCAAGGCCGACUGGGCGUUCGGCGGCGACGAAUACCUCGAGCCCAUCACAGAUUUCGCCUCGUCAGGCAUGACGCUGCCCAUGCCAUCCGCGCCAAGUGACGUCGUCGCUAGCCGCAAGGGCAGUCUUGGCGACAAGCGCACGCUCUCGGCUGUGUCGGCGGCGUCCCUCACUGCGUCGUCGUCCCUCUCGCAGUACAGCAGCCUUCACUUUAGCUCGUUCAAGCUUCUCUCGCACACGAGCUCGUCGGCGUCGAUGCUCGAGCGUGAUCGGUCAUUGUCGUCGUCGGGUGCCGACGGUCUCGUGCUGCCACCGACGCCGUCGCCCGGUGCUGGGUUUGUGCCCGACCAAGUCCGACAGUCGUUCUUGCGCUUCUUCAUUUCCAUGCUCAAGCGCUAUGCGUCCUACUUGAACAAUGACAGCAGCAAGACCAACACGGCGCCCAUCUUUGAUGCCGCCGGCUUCUUGCGCGACAAUAGCGACGCCGCGUCCCGGCCGUUCCUGAGCGUCAUGAUCGAGUCCCAGAUGUUUCAGCGCUUCUGCGAGGACCGACUCUUCAACCCGACGCUGCCCGAGGUUGUUUUUUUCGACCAAGCUAUCAACCAAAAGUUGAACCGGUCCUUGUCGCUUGGGAAGAAGAAGCACGACGUGAGCUUUCUCGAAGACAAGACGGACGUCAUCCGGGAGACGUUCGUGGCGCCGUCGCCGUCGACGCUCGGCCUCCCCGACAAUGGCGCCGUGUACCACUACAAGGCCUUUCCACGGCUCAAAAAACACCUCUUUGGGACGAUCCGCAAGCCGCGCGAGCUCUACGCUGCCCGAGAGCAGCAGCGCUUUGUCGCGCCCGUCGACGUGCACCAGCAAAUCUACCGGCUCAGCACGUGCGUCAAGGACACGGCAGCCACGUGGGAUGCGACGCGCCGCCUCGUCACGCGCUUGCAAGCGUUCUACCGGUCGUAUCGCCAGCGCAGUGCGUACUUGCGCAUGCGCCGCGCCGUACUCUGCAUCCAGCGGCACCUCGCCGCACGGCUCAAGCGCCAACAACUCCAAGCCAGCUAUCGUCGCCUGCGCGCGGCCAUUACGUGUCUUCAGGGCCGCUUUCGCAUGGUCGCUCAGCGCGCUGCGUACCAGCGGCAGCGACAAGCAUUGUUGCGCCUGCAGGCGUUUGGAAAGCAAGUGGUGUACACGCGGCGGCUGCAGCGGCUGCGCCAUGGCAUCUUGCGGCUCCAGGCACGAUUCCGAGGCCAGCAGCAGGCCCGCGUCUUUGGUCGCAUUCGCGCCGACGUGGUUCGCCUGCAAAGCGUCUUUCGCGGCGUGCUGACGCGCAUGGCGUCACUCCAGUGGCGCCAAGAGCUACUGAGCACGUACCGCGACACGAUCUUUGAGUUGUGGCAAAAAGCAUGCGUGCCACUGCUGUACCGGUCCAAAUUCUGGAUCAUUUACGACAAACCCGACUUUUUGUCGCUGGGCGUGCAUUUGGAAGAGAUGGGGCGCCUCCAUGCGAUCUUGACGGCGAUCGACGGUCACGAGCGGCUGCACCCGACCGUCGUGCCCACGGGCCCUGUCGCCAAGACCCUCAAGACGUUGUGGACGCCGGUGCUCCGCGUCCACCGGCGUGCAGCGCGUGCCCGGCGCCAGCAUCUCUUGAAGUCGUCGCACUCGAGCUUUGACAUUGCCUUUGUGCGCCUCGAAGAAGAGAUGCUCGAGCUGUACGAGCAACUCAAGUACCACACGACAGACGCACUGCUGCACGCGUUCUACGCGGAUUUUGACAUUUGCUCGACGAGCAAGCUCAAGAAGCGCUCGGUGCGACGUCAUUUAACCCCAAGCGCGGGUGUCAGUAUGGUGCAUCUAGCUCGUUCAACUGCUCUGGACAUCACGGACGACCGCGACGCACAGUGCCAACGUGGUGCUUACGAUCGGCAGUGGCGGCGCCGUGCGCGCACCCGGCGGCAUCAACGCGAUCGAGACCAAGCGCCACUCGCGCAUCUGCACGGACCUUGCGUACACGGUGAACGCGGCCAUGGCGUCGCUUCAGAAGACGACGCCACUGCGCACGGUCAAGGCGCCACGCGUGGCCCAGGACCUCACGCGCGCGAUGGCGUACCAGAACCACCUCUUGGAGAUUCAGUUGGCCGAGUGCCAGCGCGAGUUGCUCCGCUGCCAGCAGCGCCUCGAGGCGGGUCGCAGUGAUGAGAGUCGCCCCGAGGAGCCGUCACCAGAAGCAGUUGAUGACCACAAAACCAAGACUUCGUCGUGCUACUUUGGCGCCGUCUCGAACAAUGCGCAGUCCAUUUAGACAUACUAGUAUGUAAGGCGAAGCGCAAGUCCCUUUCAUGUUCCUA